This is a messenger RNA of Cyphellophora europaea CBS 101466, 1047 nucleotides long. RefSeq lists its product as uncharacterized. The coding region runs from base 1 to 1047 and encodes 348 amino acids. The transcript is spliced from 3 exons. The record is from RefSeq and is a predicted model, not a curated record. NCBI's taxonomy places the organism in Eukaryota, Fungi, Ascomycota, Eurotiomycetes, Chaetothyriales, Cyphellophoraceae.
AUGGCUCAUCGCAUUCUCAUCACCGGCGGCUCAGGCUAUCUCGGCGGCUCCCUGCUCGCCGCUCUCCCAACUGCCGAUCUGCCCCCAUAUGAGAAACUCUACGCGCUGGUUCGCACUGACGAGCAAGCUGCUGCCGUCAAGCAGUACGGAGCUGAGCCCGUCUCACUUGACCCAAAGGACGAAGCGGCCGUUCGCAAAGGCAUAAUCGAUCAUAGCAUCAAUAUCGUCUUCUUCCUCGUCGAUGCUUUCACAUCUGCCGCCCAGGUCAACUUCAUCAGAGCGCUUGGCGAGUUGAAGAAGACAACGGGAAAAGACGUGCACUUUCUACACACCACCGGAGCCAAGAUGUUCUCCUCCCACACUGGUGCCCCCACAGACGGACCUCUCAAGGACGACGACCCCAAUCUAUACCAAAUCCACCAAGCGCAGAAAUCCCCAAUCUCCAUCAUGCAAACGCCCAUUCACACGAACCUCACUGUAACGGAAGAAUCCCUCGCCCACAACGUCUCCUCCUACAUCUUCGCCCCCUGCAUCGUCUACGGCCGCGGCACCGGCUUCGGCAACGUCAUCUCCAUCCAAACCGCCGCGAUCGUCCGGGCGGCGAAAGCCACGCGAAAAGUCUACAGCGUCGACGACGGCGAGCCCUGCUGGCCCGUCUGCCACGUCUCCGACAACACGGGCCUCUACCUGGCGUUACUCUCCGCCAUCUUGGCCGGCUCGAAACCGCCGUCGGGGAAACAGGGGUUCUACCUCGCGUCUUCCGGGUUGGUGAAGUGGGUGCACCUGUAUGCUGCUAUGGCGGCAGAGCUGAAAGAGCAGGGCGUGGUGGACACGGCGGAGGUACGGCGCGCUGAUGAGGCGGCGUUGGAGGCAAUGGCGCGGGGACUGGGUUGUGGGACGCAGAUGGUCGGCGUGCAGUUGGGCGGGAAGUGUACGUUCAUGGCGGAGCAUGGGAGGAGCGUGGGCUGGGUGCCUAAUUAUAAACCCGAGCAUGUGUUGGAGGCGGCGGGGGAGGAGGUAAGACUGAUACUGGAGAAGCAGAAAUAA